GAAAGUGAGUAAGAUUACGGCACCGUAACCUAGAUGAUUACAAAAGGGGAAACUGCUCAGACUAGAACCUGACUGGAGAUAAACUCUCCCAAAGGUUAAGCGCAUGCAAUAAAUAUCUCCAUCCCUGCCAUUGGCCCAGCGCGCUCUUAGCUGUGAACGGGCCAAUCUAGAAAACUCAGGACCCGUAUUUCUCCUCCCCUUUGCAAACCAGCGUUUGUACCCUGGGGCUUCAUGGGUGCCUUCACACCAGCCUGAAUGAGAGUGGUUCGGAGCAUCAGCUGAAGAGGGACAGUGCUUUUUAUAGCCUGCCGAGCCUUUGUGGAUAACAGUUCUUCUAAGGUAGCCACCGUUCCAACGUCAGCACUAAAGGAGCCGUGUGGUUACACUGCCAGCCCUUUAAUUGCUAUAAGUGUAGCAAACUAGUUCGAUUUGUCAUUCAGCUGUUGUCGACAGGAAACCACUAACAGCAGUCAACUGACAACGCCAUGAAGAAUUAGGGUUUCUCUUUCUAUGUGCUUUAAGGAUUAAAACUUAUCAAGGGGAGCUUAUGUUCUUAAGUACGCACCCUGCAAGGGAUUCUUUAACUCUGGUGGACAACUAGGAUCGAGUGGGCUAUGGUUUAAUCUGAACAAAGGAAUCACCAGGAUGGGCUUGCUUGGGAGCAAAAACCAGCUGACAUCCAAUGAGAAAUGCACUUCAAAACACAAGAGUAAACCUCCUCCUGCCCCACCCAAGGGCAGACAAUUUAUCAACAUCCCUCAUCUAAACCAAGCCUCUGUACAAGAAAACGUCAUUGUGAUUGCGCUGUACGACUUUGCUGCCUCAAGUGACCGGGACCUGGAGCUGGUCAAGGGGGAGAAACUCCAAGUCCUCUCCAACGAGGGGGAGUGGUGGCUGGCAAAAUCCCUCAGCACCGGGAAGAAAGGCUACAUCCCCAGCAACUUCGUCGCACAAGUGGACAGCUUGGAAGAAGAAAAGUGGUAUUUUAAAACUCUGAGCAGAAAAGAUGCUGAACGGCUGCUGUUGUCUUCUGGUAACAAAGUUGGCUCGUUCCUUGUCAGAGAGAGUGAGACCAGCAAAGGUGCCUAUUCCUUAUCUGUGAGAGACAGCGACUCUGCCCACGGGGACAUCAUCAAACACUACAGGAUCCGCUCCUUGGAUGGCGGGGGUUAUUACAUCUCCCCCAGGACAACGUUCGCCAGCCUGCCAGAGCUAAUCCAUCAUUACAGCCAGAAGGUAGACGGCCUGUGCCAGAGGCUCACAGCUCCCUGCAUAUCCCUGGUUCCCCAGAGGCCCUGGGCACAGGACGAGUGGGAGAUCCCGCGGGAGUCUCUGAAACUUGUGAAGAAGCUCGGCAGCGGGCAGUUUGGGGAAGUGUGGAUGGGCUACUACAAGAACAACAUCAAGGUGGCUGUGAAGACCAUGAAGGAGGGCAGCAUGGAUCCUGAUGCCUUCUUGGCAGAGGCAAACCUGAUGAAGAGGCUCCAGCAUAACAAGCUGGUCCGGCUAUAUGCGGUAGUCACGAAGCAGCCAAUCUACAUCGUGACAGAGUACAUGGCCAAUGGGUGUUUGCUGGAUUACUUGAAGACAGAGGAAGGAAGCCAACUGAAUCUCCCAAAACUCAUUGAUAUGUCUGCUCAGGUGGCAGAGGGGAUGGCGUACAUCGAGCGAAUGAAUUCCAUCCACCGCGACCUGAGAGCCGCCAACAUCCUCGUCUCGGAGACGCUCUGCUGCAAAAUUGCUGAUUUUGGCCUGGCCAGGAUCAUCGAGGACGAAUACUUGGCACAAGAAGGGGCUAAGUUCCCGAUCAAAUGGACGGCGCCGGAGGCCAUUAACUUUGGAGUUUUCACCAUCAAAUCUGACGUGUGGUCUUUUGGCAUCCUCCUGACCGAAAUCAUAACCUAUGGCAGGAUCCCUUACCCAGGGAUGACCAACCCCGAGGUGAUUCGCAACCUGGAGCGGGGCUACCGCAUGCCCUGCCCGGACAUGUGUCCUGCCGAGCUCUACAACAUCAUCCUGAAGUGCUGGCGAAACAAGCCCGAGGAGCGCCCGACCUUUGAGUACCUGCAGUCGGUCCUCGAGGACUUUUACACGGCCACGGAGAAGCAGUACGAGCCGGAGCCGCAGCUGUAGGCCACGGUCCCACCAGCACCUGGGGACAGGGCUGGGGGGAAGCCACCGUCCCACACAGCCCCGUGGUGGCUCUCGUCAGGCCUUUCCCUUUCUCCUGAGUGAUGCCAGGAUGCGUUUGGAGAUGGGGAAGGAGCAGGGAGGUGAGGGGAGGUGGCUGCUGCCAGCUCUGUCACUGUCACCGAGACUGAAGAGGAGCUGGUGCAGCUCCUUCCUCCUAGGCCUUGGAGGAUUGCUCCCAAUGAGGGACUCUGCUGUGACCUUCUGCUGCCUCCUUCCUGACCCACCUUGGGGGCAGAAAAGCCUCUCAGCCCCCCUAGCUGCCAUCCCUCUGCCUCCAAAAAGAGGGGAACGUGGCCGGGAGCGGGGUACGAGGCGGCUGCACAAUGUCCCCCCCAUGCUGAUGCCACCACUGGCAUUACUACAGCCCCUUUCACGCCACAGGCAGGGGUGAGAUGUGUCCUCUCUGCACCUCCAUGGGCCAUGCCAGGCCCCCAGGCUCUGGAGCAACCCCUCCAUGUGGUGCCAACCCCAAAUCCGUAAUAAAGAACUGGAUACGA
Molecule: messenger RNA, 2690 nt
Organism: Anas platyrhynchos (mallard)
Lineage: Eukaryota; Metazoa; Chordata; Aves; Anseriformes; Anatidae
Gene: BLK
Product: BLK proto-oncogene, Src family tyrosine kinase
Biological process (GO): protein phosphorylation
Molecular function (GO): ATP binding; protein binding; protein tyrosine kinase activity
Source: RefSeq, a predicted model, not a curated record